Psylliodes chrysocephalus is the source of this 986-nucleotide messenger RNA. The record is from the annotation of a GenBank genome assembly. NCBI's taxonomy places the organism in Eukaryota, Metazoa, Arthropoda, Insecta, Coleoptera, Chrysomelidae.
AUGCCUUGGGUUAUUGUAACCUUUACAAGCACAAAUGAAGUAGAGGCAAUACCAGAAAAGUGGUAUAAUGAAAACCUCAACAUUGUUUACUACCCCAACUUCGAUAAAAAACAAGAUAUUCAGAAGGCAAUUAAAAAUGAGUCUGAGCCUGAUUUAAAGAAGUGGAUUCCCUAUGACGUGACAAUUUUCCAUAACAGAACAUAUCACAGCUUUGUACAAGCAACUGCCAAAGCUAGUAAGGCUUGUCAUGUUUCUGAUAUAUCUGAAGCGGAACAAGCGUUGACGAAGAGAAUACCAAAAAAAAAAUAUUCAGUUCCAUUGAUUCAUCAGAAUCACUAGAACAAUGUCCAACACUAAAAAAAACUGCUACUUCAAAACUUGGAAAAGCCAUAGCUGCAGGUAACCAAUCUGAAACGACCAUCAAUUCAGAAGUGACUGUGCAUGAAGUUGGCACUUCAAAACUUGGAAAAGCCAUUGCUGUAGAUAACAUAUUCGAAAUGACCACCAAUUCAGAAGUGACUGUACUUGAAGCUGAUGGAGAUGAAACUAGUGAUACUUCAAAAUUAUUGCAAAAAAUUGCCAAAUUACUAAUCACACAAAAAAAAAUUUUGAAUGACCAAGAGAAACAGAUUCAACAAAUAACUUUUAAGACUAAUGAGAUUUAUGAUGUACUAAAAGCCCUAACAGAUGAAAAGAAAUCUGACCAAGAACUACAAAUUACCGAUGUGAAGGUAUUUGAUCAAAUCCCUAUAACAACUCCAGAUGGACUUGCGUACAUUGAAUCAUUAAUAGCUGAAAAGACAUCAUUUAAUUUACUACUUACAGAUUUUAGCAGGUUAGGGGCAGCCAACUAUAAAGAACUCAUUAGGAGAAUAAUGAGACAGCUGAUGACAGACUCUGUUGCCAAGCUGUACAGCGUUCAUGGACAUAAGGGAAAAACGUCCUUUUCUAAAACAACCUGCUUCAGAGCAGUUAUAGGUAUUUAA